Messenger RNA from Lasiodiplodia theobromae, 2511 nucleotides. Its product is annotated as Glutamate decarboxylase. The coding region runs from base 1 to 2511 and encodes 836 amino acids. The record is from RefSeq and is a predicted model, not a curated record. Gene Ontology annotation, biological process: L-glutamate catabolic process. The transcript is spliced from 7 exons. NCBI's taxonomy places the organism in Eukaryota, Fungi, Ascomycota, Dothideomycetes, Botryosphaeriales, Botryosphaeriaceae. Gene Ontology annotation, molecular function: glutamate decarboxylase activity; pyridoxal phosphate binding. Gene Ontology annotation, cellular component: cytosol.
AUGCUUUCGUCCCACAUUGACCCUGAAGUCCUCGUGGAAAAAUUCCACGAUCACCCGCCCCACCACCGUGGUUUUCACUCAAACACCGCCGUCAACCACAACACUCCUUACUCGAGCCGCUAUGCCUCGAUCAGCGAGCUUUCGAAGUUCAGGAUGCCUCACGAUGGCGCUCCUGCCGAUGCUGUCCACCAGAUGUUGAAGGACGAGCUCGAUCUCGAUGGCCGUCCGAACCUGAAUCUUGCCUCCUUUGUUGGAACAUACAUGGAAGAGCAGGCCGAGAAGCUUAUGAUCGAAAAUCUGAGCAAAAACAUGAGCGAUGCGGACGAGUAUCCGGCGAUGAUGCAGAUGCAUUCUCGCUGUGUUUCCAUUCUCUCGCACCUCUGGGGUGUGCAGAAAGGCGAAAAGGCCGUGGGAACUGCCACAACCGGUUCAAGCGAAGCUAUUCACCUCGGUGGUCUUGCCAUGAAGCGGCGGUGGCAAGAGAAGCGCCAGGCCGAAGGAAAGCCUACGGAUAAGCCGAACAUCAUCAUGGGAGCCAACGCUCAGGUGGCUCUCGAGAAGUUUGCACGCUACUUCGAGGUUGAGGCCCGUAUCCUGCCAGUAAGCGAGAAGAGCUUGUACCGUCUUGACCCCGAUCUUGUUCGAGAGAAUAUUGACGAGAACACCAUUGGUGUGUUUGUGAUUCUGGGCUCCACCUAUACAGGCCACUAUGAGCCAGUCGAGGAGAUCUCUAAGAUCCUGGAUGAGUACGAGGCCAAGACCGGCGUUGAUAUUCCAAUCCACGUUGACGGAGCUUCCGGUGCUUUCAUUGCACCUUUCACCCACGCUCAAGCUGGUGGAUCGAAGUGGAACUUCGAGCUUCCUCGCGUCAAGUCCAUCAAUGUUUCAGGUCACAAGUUCGGCCUGGUGUACGCCGGUGUUGGCUGGAUCAUCUGGCGAGACGAGGCUUACCUGCCCAAGCACCUGAUCUUUGAGCUGCACUAUCUAGGUGGCACCGAGGAAUCGUACACUCUGAACUUCUCUCGGCCAGGUGCGCAAAUCAUCGCCCAAUACUUCAAUCUCAUACACCUUGGUUUCACCGGUUACCGAACGAUCAUGGAGAACGCACUUGCCAACGCUCGCUUGCUGAGCCGGGCGCUCGAGGCCACCGGAUGGUACGAGUGCGUCAGCGACAUUCACAGAAAAAAGGGCGAUCACAAGUAUGAGGAGGGAAAGAAGCCAUAUGACGAGGGCGAGAACAGUGCUGCCUACAAUGCCGGUCUGCCUGUUGUUGCUUUUACCUUGAGCAAGAAGUUCAAGGAACAGUUCCCGCACGUCAAGCAAGUAUCGAUCAGCAACCUAUUGAGAUCGAAGCAAUACAUCAUUCCCAACUACCCUCUGCCACCCAACGAGGAGAAGACUGAGAUUCUACGCGUUGUUGUCCGCGAAUCAAUGAGUCUCGACCUACUUGAUCGCUUGAUUACGGAUAUCUGCGCUGUGACAGAGUCAGUCAUGCAAAGCGACGCUAUCGACCUUGCUGCAUGGCAACCGUUCGCCAACACCAUCGAGAAGACCCAUGGUAGCCGUGGUGUCAGCAGUGCCGAGAAACACAAGGCGAAGAGGCCCAUGCACCAUGACGCUUCGUGUUGCCUUUGUCUGGAGGAGUACGCUUCGAACUUCGAAAGACCAAUAAGGUUUUCGAUCUGUGGCCACACCUUCGGCUCGGAAUGCGUCAAGAAAUUGGUCGGAAACACCUGUCCCGUAUGCCGUGCUGUGCUCUGGGAAGCUCCGCCGGAUGAUCAACCUUCUCCCGACGAGGAUGACCACUAUUACGACGGUGGUGACUACUUCUACGACGAAAAUUACUACUACGACGGAGAUGACUACUUUUAUGACGAGGACCACCACUACUACGACGGGGAUGACUACUAUCAUGACGAAGAUGGCUACUAUUCCGACCAGGGUUACGAAUAUUCUGACGAAGAAUAUGACGAAGAUGCCCCCCACUACCAUGGCGACGACGACGACUACGGAAGUUUCAAUGGCGGCUAUGCCGACGGCCGCGAUCAUGUCGAACGCCACCACUCAAGCUCCAACUCGUACUCGCACCAUCACGAUCACAACCAUAACUAUGAUGGAUGUGGACCCUCCUGCGCCCACGCUCUUGGCACCCACGACUGGCCCCUGUCGGUGACCGUCCGCGGGGAGCCGAUGGCGUACGAAUUGAGGGACCUUGCACGGGUUGCCACAGCGGAAUUCUAUGCUGAAAGGGUAGUGGAGGGAAUGGGUUUUGAAGAUCGAAUGCUUGCGGCGCGAUUGGCGUCCGUGCUGGAUCAGGUGGAGUAUUACGCGUUGCCGGCGAUCAACGCGUGGAACGAGCAGCACGAGGGGCAAGCGUGGGAGGUGCGUGACUUGAGGGACGAGUGGAUGUACGCGAUUACCGCACCGGGGCGGGUGACGCCGUUUGUGAUCGGGCUGGUGGGCAUACUCAGUGAGUAUAUGCUGACGGAGUUGCUGGACAUGGGUGUGUAG